GAACAAACCAACAAGACUGAACUUAUUUGAUCCACACAAGACACCUCCACCACCACCACCACCACCACAAUGUCUGGCGGUGACACUUCCAAGCUGAUCGGCGCAGUGAAGGACGGCCUGCACUCUGAAUGGGCCGAGUUCAAGAAAACCAAGAAGGUGAAAGCAAAGUCGGUGUGUCCGUACGCCAUAGGGGGCCUGCGGGACACCCCAGUGGCAGCUCUAGCAAGCAUCAGCGCUGGAGUGUGUGAGUGGGAGGAAUGUCUGAAGCACACCGUUGACCCCACAGUGGACCGGGAGAGAGGCGUCCUGCCUAGCGAGGUGAUGGUGGGGGCUGACGGAGCAGUGUGGAUGUACCCUGUCCGCCGCCACCUCCUGGUCGAUGCGACAGGAAGCACAAGUGGGAGUCGCGCUUCAUCUGCAUCAAAGCCCGAGAGAAAGACCUCAGCUGUGGUGGUGGGCGGGAAGACGAGGAACCUGCCGCCCAAGGCCUCACUGAUGGUGGCCGUGGAGCAGUCAGCCAACUACAUGCUGGACCACGUAAAGAGGAUGAGCGAGAGUGCCUACAUCAAUGGCAAUAACCAGCUGCUCUUCAUGUGUCUGGCCUCUGCCGCCCUCGUCCGCAGCCGCCUCAAUGCUUACAAGGAGGUUCUCAAGCAGCCUGUCACCAAGUCAAAAAGCAACACGCCAACAGCCCCCACAGGAUCAGAGAACCUGACAGCAGCUCUGGGGCGGUGUGGGGAAGUGGUGGAGUUCAUGAUGCAGAACAUUCUGAGCUACAACUGUGACAUGUUGUCCCUGGUCCUGCACGACGCACCAAGCCACGACUGGUUAAGUGCCAAGCUGUACCAGGAGGGCGCCCGCUGCUCCCUCACCAUUCAGAUGUGGGCCUUCUUCAUGCAAGGUUUGCGUAAUGAUCUGUGGCGCUUCACCUCCCCACGCAUCAGUGAAAGCAUUCUGGCGAGCAUCUUCACCGACACUCUCAGCCUCAUGGUCACCCGCUACUCCCAGAUUGAGACAAGUGACGUCCGGCUGCCCCAAUACUGUGGUGACAUUACAGCAAUCCUGACCAUCGUGGCGUCCUUCCUGCCGUCCCUCAUCACCUCCCCUGUCAUGCUGUUCAGUGUCAGAAUCCACGAAUCAGUCGCUCUACCCAUCCAUCGCCGUGCUGACCUGCUGCUCAAAGUGGCUGCCCUCAAGUGUGCUCCCAUUGAGAACCUGGCUCGAGUGUUUCAGAAAGGCUUUGACAGUGCGGUGAAGAGGAACAGUUAUCCAGAGAGUGUGACGAGCAUAGAGUCCACCCCAGCCUGGCUCACCUUCCUCAACCCGGCCCUGUUCCCUCGUGGCAAGACCUCUCUCAGCUACUUAGGGGAUCAGGUGGCUGUGUACCUCACCCUCCUCACUGCCGCCAGCCGACCCCAGCCACAGUACUCCCUUAUUGUGCGGGGGCUGCUGAUGCGUCACUUCCUGGGCACCAAGACCAUCCUGAGGGGGUUGCAGGACACACCAGGGCAGGUGACACGUGGGGAGCCCUGUGGUGGUCCACUGUGUAUGCCCCACCUCUGCACCCCGCCCCUCAUCCCCCACACUGUGUAUGCUGCUGUGGCCCAGAUCCUGGUGCUGUGUGUAGACUGUGUGCCGGUGCUGUGCAAGAUUGCCAGUCCAGGGAUCAAGGAAUCUGGGUUGUGGGACUCCUUGGAUCGCACUCAGGUGUGGAAUGUGCAGCGACCGCCCUGGCACCACGCCCUCGUGCAGCUGCUCACCCCAAGUGUGGUUGGGGUUGUGGCAGAGGUUCUGCGUGCUGUGCCACCUCAACCUCCUGCCAAGCCAGCUCACCCCAGCCAGCUGUCAGUGAGGCUGGAGCACCACCUGGCAGCCUGGACACUGCAGCUGCUCACAGGAAUGGAGGGGAUGGCUAACAUGGUGCCUCUCUCUGUUAUCUACACGGCACAUGCUAUCAAUGGUUGUCUGCCGCCCACCAUCAAGCCCACUGGAGGACAUAUCAUCACACAGCUUGUGGUGAGUGCAAUCUACUCCGUCAUCAACUCCCGCGCCUCCCUGGACCAGCUAAGCGACACACCAAUCACGGACGGGCAGUGGGACAUGAUGAUUGCUGUCGGGGAACGCCUCUGCUCGCUCCACGACGGAAAUUACGACUCUCACCUGAAGCGCAUGACCAUCGCCCUGCUGGCCCAACUGGAGGACUUUGAGGAGGAGAGUGAGGAAGACAGCCUUGAUGAGUACACAGAUGAGGACGUCAUUGAGAGUCUGUGCACGGCGCUGGCCAACACUGUGCUGUCCACGGUGCAGGGACAACACGCGCUGGUGGUGGUGUGGGAGUUCUUGAAGAGAAACAUGGAGUGGAUGCAGGAGAGUCUUGGAGCGCCAGCCAUUCUGUCCCCAGCCACAGAGCAGCCACGGCCACCUCUCUGUUUUGCCCCUGACCCACUCCUCUAUAACCCUCUCCACUACUACAAGCGAGCCAUCUACACACAGCUGGACCAGGAGAGUCUGAUGAGCUUCAAGGGAGACUGGGAGGCAGUGCUGUGGAGUGACCUUGGGCUGCCGAAGGGAACCAUGGUGGAAUUGAUCAAGAAACGUCCAGAGUUCCAGAACAAUGCUUACCUCAGCAAGAGCCAGAUAGCAGCAGUCAGGAAGCUGAGGCCGCUGCUGAAGGACCCUGACGAGGAGGAGGAGGAGAAGAAACAUUAAAUACUGUGUGGCAGUGACAAGUGAUCACUAUGUGUGACAGAAAGUGUUUUUUUCCUCUCAUUUGGUUAGGUUAAACAAACUUGUAUUGUUUAAUUCUUCAACAUUCUACACUAUCACUUUUUAUAUGUAUUUGAGAAGGAAAAGAUUGAGUUUUCUGGAGAUUUAACAAACAACCUGUAAUUCUUUAAUCAUUUUCUACAAUAUUACUUUGUAAUGUCUGCUGCAUGCAAGUACACUUUUUUCUGUCAAACAUUAUAUCACAAGUGCUUUGUCCAUCAGGGCCUGUGUGUUGACAGGCUGAGGCACAGAUGCCAACCUCUCUCCAGCACAAAAAAAAGAACGUAAGGACAUUGCUUCAUGUUAAGAGUUUGAAGAGGCUGGCUUAGUUUGAGAUGUAGGCAUAGUUGUGAUGAAGUGUAAUUACCUGCCACUCUCACUCCCACAGUAUUUUGUAGCACGAGUAGUCAUCGUGAAAUCAUUUGUAAAGUCUCUUUUAUCCAGAUAUUAACUUUUAGGUGGUGAGUUUAAGUUCUAGGCAUAGUUGUGGGCAGAAAUCUAGUCAGCAGCUACUCGCAUUCCCUUUGCUUUGUUAAAAAGAUAAGUGAUAUCGUGCCAUUGUCUUCUCUGCAGCAGGGCUGAUCCUAAGGUAACCAGAAAACUAAGAAAUGUGAAGGUGUGGAGUCUUGUUUGGAUCAGUGUGUGUGGGAUUGCUGGCAUGGUAUAUUGGAAGGAUAUGGUUGUAUUUCUCUUAUGUAACCAUUUAAAAUGCCCUCUAUACUGACUGUACUAGUCUCUAGAAAGACCACACACAUUACAGGAUAUAAUAUAAAUUGGAGUAACUUUUUCUUAGGAAUUAUAAAACAAAGAUAUUCAAUUACUUCAAAAAUAUCUUUAUUCACUGUACAUAUCUAAUUUACAUUGUUCAUAUUGUUGUUCAUAUUGUUGUUGUUACUGUUCUAUGUGUGAUGUGGGGCUGUGGGGAGUGACUGUGGUUCUUAAACAUACUGUGGGGGGAGGACAUGCUGUGGCUCUGAGAUGAAUUGAAUUGAGAGAGAGAGUGAGAGUAAGUGAGUGUUUUAUGUGUCGUGGGGGCUGUGGUGAGUGACUGUGGUUUGUAAACAUACUGUGGGGGUCCAUACUGUGGGCUGUGGUGUGAUGAGUUUUGAGAGAGAGAGAGAGUGAGUAUGGUGAAUAAAAGGGAAGGAGAAAUGGGCAGUUAGUAAACAAAAGUAUCACAUCUUUGUCAAACAGAAGUGAAUGAAUUACUGUGGAGUGAAUAGAAGAAAAACAAGAGUGGUUAUGAGUUUCUACCAAUACAACAGUGCAAAGGAAAAGUGGUGAACUGUAGUAAGGAAAAGGGUUAGGUAUGUGAGAACACAGAGAAGGCUAACAUGCAAGGCCAAAAAGAAAAGUUUAGUAUGACAGAACAAAGAGGAUGAAAAUAUUAACACAAGACCAAGAAGAAAAAAAAGUUUAGGAAAAGAUUUAGUAUGAAAGAACAGAGAAUGGAGAACACUAACAUGUAAGGCCAAGUGGGAAAAGGUUUAGUGCGAGAGAACUAAGAGGAUGAAAAGAUUAACAUGAAAGGCCAAGAGGAAAAACUUUUCAUAUGAGAGAAUAAAUAGGAUGAGAAGAUUAACAUGCAAGGCCAAGAGUACACUGAGUCUUCUGCUGUGCUGUCCCUAAGAAUGAGUUUCCAGACUGAUAGCUAAAUGCAUACAUCAAUAAAAAUAGCUAGCCAUAUACAUACAUCAAUAGAAAUAACUAUAUAUAAAUAGCCUUAAGGUGCGUUUACACGAUCGAACUAUGUUCGACGGACAAAAUCGUUACCAUAUCACAGGAGAAGCAGGAUGAUGCCAUAAACGGUGAAACGAUGGAAGCGGAUCUGGCAACAAGCAGUGGUACCAGACGAGGGUGUUUACUACCGUUUCGAAUCUGCUCACAGGGCAUAGACCGGUGGAAAAUGUUCGAAGGUGAUGUCCGUUGGUAAUUCAGGCAUUUAAUUCAGACUGUGUGACGUUUCGAUGCUGCGAACACGGACAGUGUCCGGUACACCACUUGGUGCUCGCUUCUGACGUCAUCAGCGAGCCUUUUCGCUUUCCACUGCUAGUUGGUAACAAUUAUGUCCGUCGAACAUUGUUCGAUUGUGUGAACACACCUUUACAUAUACACCAAUAGAAGUAGCUGUAUACAUAAACAGCCUUAUACAUACAAUAGAAAUACCUGUAUAUAUAAACAGGCAGACAUGUAAAUAAAACCAGCACCUUGA
This is a messenger RNA of Portunus trituberculatus (swimming crab), 4978 nucleotides long. RefSeq lists its product as uncharacterized. The coding region runs from base 70 to 2709 and encodes 879 amino acids. The transcript has 14 exons. The record is from RefSeq and is a predicted model, not a curated record. Lineage: Eukaryota; Metazoa; Arthropoda; Malacostraca; Decapoda; Portunidae.